Ipomoea nil (Japanese morning glory) is the source of this 2743-nucleotide messenger RNA. RefSeq names its product endoribonuclease Dicer homolog 2-like. Gene Ontology annotation, cellular component: cytoplasm; nucleus. Gene Ontology annotation, molecular function: ribonuclease III activity; protein binding; RNA binding. Lineage: Eukaryota; Viridiplantae; Streptophyta; Magnoliopsida; Solanales; Convolvulaceae. The record is from RefSeq and is a predicted model, not a curated record. Gene Ontology annotation, biological process: siRNA processing. The transcript is spliced from 10 exons. Bases 194 to 2503 code for a protein of 769 amino acids.
GAACUAAAUUUGUACAGCUGACUAAUAUAGUACGGAGUAGCUUAUAAGUGUACAAGAAAAGCUUGGAAUCAGGAUUUUCCUUAGUCUGUAAGCUUUACAAUGAAAAUCUUAAACCUCUACAAAAGCAUAUAACUGAUCAAGAAACAAGAAUCCAACUUUAAUUUGAGUGAAAGAUAUAGUACUGGAUGUCUGGAUGCAGAGAUUUGAUAUGGCCACCACUGGAUCAACAGGGCUCCAAUCAGAUCCUCCUCCAUAUCAAGAAUUAGGAUGUCAACCAAAGUACUUCCCACCUGAACUUGUUGGUACUAGAGACAAUGCUCCUCAAACAUUAUACUCUUGCUACCUCAUUGAGCUUAACCGGUACUAUUAUAAGAGAACUCAGCUUCAAAACAUAAUCCUUGCUUUGAGGACAAGGCUUGAAUCUGAUGACGAGAAUUUGUCUUUUGAGUUGAACAUUGAGGGAGGCAACUGGGUAGGCCAGACAGUGUACAUUGGGGAUGUUGGACUAUCUAACGAACAAAUACUUAGGUGUCGGAGGUUUCAAGUAACUGUUCUUAGAGUUUUAUUCGAGCAUAAUCUGAAUACACUCGACGAAGCAUUGGGCAGAUUAAAUCUGGUUGAUGGUUCUGCAGUUAUUGAUUAUCUCCUUCUCCCAUCAUCGAUGGACCCGAGUGAUGUUCCAAAGAUCGAUUGGAACAUUAUUUCCUCGGUGUUAUUUUCGUACCAAAAACCGGAACAUAGGCAUUCAGAUUCUUGUAGUUCUAGACAUGGUUGCAGGCCAAUGCACACAAAGAACGGUUUGCUUUUCAGUUGCCUGUUGGAAAGCUCUUUGGUAUCGACGCCUCAUAAUGGCAAUCUCUAUUGCAUUGUGGGCAUUUUCGAUCAUUUGGAUGGUAGCUCGAGUCUUAAGAUGGGAAGGAAAGGAUCCAUUACAUACAAAGAGUACUAUAAGGAAAAGCAUGGUGUUGAGUUAUGCUUCGAAACAGAACUGCUUCUAAAUGGUAAACACAUUCCUAAAGUGCAAAACUAUCUUAGUAGAGGCGAAGCUAGGAAAGCCAGAUCAGAUGCGUCAGUAGAAUUGCCUCCCGAACUUUGUGAGGUUAUCAUGUCUCCCGUGCCGAUAUCUACAUUCUAUUCUUUCUCAUGUCUUCCCUCAAUCAUGCAUCGAUUCGAGUCCUUGCUCGUCGCUUCCUGCUUCAAAAGAAUGUUCAUGGACCAGUGCACUCGAAACGUUGUUGUUCCAACCUCCACGAUUUUGGAAGCAAUCACAACGAAUUUGUGCCAAGAAAAGGAUUGUAUGGAGUCUUUAGAGACUUUAGGAGAUUCUUUUCUCAAAUAUGCUACCAGUCAACAUCUAUUCAAAACCUAUCCAAAUGAUCAGGAGGGGCUGCUUACUGCUAAAAGAAAGGGAAUGAUUUCCAAUUCUCAGUUAUACAAGCUUGCAUAUAACCGAAAGAUUCCGGGGUUUAUUCGUGAUGAACAAUUCGAUCCUAAAACAUGGGUCGGGCCGGGUGAUUAUUCCAUAGACAGCAAACUGGAUGAGGAGUGUGUAUUAACUUCAGGAAAACUGUACAGUAGGGGAAGAAGAAAAAUGGAUAAUGAAACAAUUGCUGAUGUAACUGAAGCACUAAUCGGUGCAUUUCUUAGUACGGCUGGAGAAAUAGCAGCUCUAUCAUUUCUCAGGUGGCUCGGUCUAGAUAUUGAUUUUAUCGAUGCGCCCAUCGUUGGGAACUUUCCCUUGAAUGCAGAGCAGAUGGUUAACGUCAAACGUUUGGAGUCUGAUUCGUUGUUGAAUUAUACAUUUCGCGAUCCUUCUCUGCUUGUUGAAGCAUUGACUCAUGGCUCUUACAUUCCACAUGGAACUCAAUCUUACCAGCGUUUGGAGUUUCUCGGGGACGCUGUGCUAGAUUAUGCCGUUACCAGGCAUUUCUAUGAUCAGUAUCCCGGACUAUCCCCGGGAUGCUUAACCGAGCUGAGGUCUGAAUCAGUGAACAACGCCUGCUAUGCUCUAUCCUCGGUUAAGGCUGGGUUGCAUAACUAUAUUCUUCACUCGUCCACUGCUCUUCGGAGCAGUAUAGCUGAUUUUGUUAAGAAUAUCGAGCAGUCAUCAGCCUCAUCAACAUUUGGAUGGGUGCUCAAGACAAGUUUCCCAUGGGUUCUUGCUGAUAUCAUAGAAUCUAUAGCGGGGGCAAUAUAUCUCGAUUCGGGUUUGAGAACAGACAUAGUUUUUGAGAAAAUAAGACCGGUUUUGGAGCCCAUGGUUACACCCGAGUCCCUGAGACUUAACCCCGUAAAAGAGCUGACCGAGCUAUGCCAAAAGAGAAAGUACAGGAUGAAGGAGCCUGUUGUGGUUCACAAAGAUGGCGAGGCAUGUACGACGAUUGAGGUCAUGGCAAAUGGCGGUGUUCGCAGUUGCUCGUCCUCUGCUCGCAAUCGAAAGACUGCCAAGAGAUUGGCUUGCGAGAGAAUGCUGGAGUUGCUGGAAUCUGAAACCUGUUCCUGAGAGUUUAUUUGAUCUAAUCUUUAUGAUCAAGCUAAGGAGUAGCAAUUCCUUCCUGGGAAUUGUUGUUUUAUCUUUUGUAAAUAGAAUUCUGCAGAAUCCUUUAAUUUUCUAAGACUUUUAGGAUGAGCCAAACAGAAAAAAAUGCACUUCUGUGCCAUUAUAUUCCUAAUGGUUUGUUGGCAAAUUCUAUUAUGUAUAUAUAAUACCAUUUGGAUAAAAUGCAAUACUAGUUAUAUAUCA